CUCGGAAGUCCACCUUAAGAUGUACCUUGCAAUUAUGAAGGGAAAACUAUUGCAAGCGCAAAUGGAGCUGUAAGUUUCCUUCUUCUCUUGUUCACUAGAAAAUGUGAAAAUUGUACUUGCUGUCCUUGAUUUUAGGAAGAAAAGUGCAAUGUACCAUCUGGAGAAAAAGUGGAAGAAGCUGAACAACCCAGUGAUAUAGAAGAAGGAGGAUUAGAUCUCAGCGUGUCACUCAAACCAGUCAGUUUCUACAUUGCGGACAAAAAAGAAAUGCUUCAACAGUGUUUCUGUGUCAUAGGGGAGAAAAAACUACAGAAGAUGCUGCCUGAUAUUUUAAAGAACUGUUCCAUGGACGAAAUCAAAAGGCUUUGCUUGGAGCAGUUGGAGCUGUUAUCUGAAAAAAAACUGUUGAAGAUACUUGAAGGCAAGAUUGGAGCUGAUUCUGAUACUGACGAGGAGGCAGAUGGAGGAGACAAGACUGGAGGUGAAUCAGUCAGUCAACAGGACAACAGUAUAGACUCUACUUCCUCUCUGAGAGAAGACAACAAGCUGGAAGGUCAGGAAUCAAAACAAGGCAAGGGAGAAGAUAGUGAUGUCCUCAGCAUAAAUGCAGAUGCAUAUGAUAGUGACAUAGAAGGCCCAUGCAAUGAAGAAGAUGUCCCAGAUGUGCAAGAAAACACUGUCAGAAGCGGAGCCGGUCAGAUAGAUGACCUUCAGAAGGACAUUGAGAAAAGUGUGAAUGAGAUACUGGGGUUGGCAGAGUCCAGCCCAAAGGAGCCCAAAGCAGCAACCUUAGCCGUUCCACCGUCAGAAGAUGUUCAGCCAUCAGCGCAGCAGCUGGAGCUUCUGGAGCUCGAGAUGAGGGCCAGAGCUAUUAAGGCUCUGAUGAAAGCUGGUGAUAUAAAAAAACAGCCCUGAGAUUGUUUAGAUUUAAUUGUCAGUGUUGGUUUUGAAGGAUGUGGUGUCUGUUCUCUUCAGUGCUAAGGUAUAUUUGGCUUGUGUAUGACAUUCCUCAUUCAAACCCUGUUGUGUAUCCUGACCUGUGGCUUAAGCCAUUAAUAGUUGGUUUCAUUGCCAUUGUGUGCUGCUUCCAUGACAUGCACAAACAGAGUGGUUUGACGCUUCACAGAGGUCAGGUCUCUGUGCUGGGUUAUUUCCCCAAGGAGUCACACCAUGUAUAUGCCAGGAACCUGGUGCCUUCCAGAAAGGUUAGGAGAAUCAAGUUCUUUAUAACCCCAUGGUUAGAAAUUACCAACUAUUUUAUUUAUUAGCAACUUGUUAAACUACUUGAGAAACUUGAUUUAUAUGUAUUUCAUUAAAAAUACCAUUUUGAAGAGGUCUUUUGUCGUGUGACUGCCUUCAGCAUUCUGUGAUGGGAUUUGAGAUUGCUUAUUUCUCCUUGGGGCCCAGCUCAUCAUAAUGUAGCUAUUCUAGUUAAAAUGAAUGAUGAUUCAUUUAAAACCAUACUUAAUUUUUAGAAAGUUGAAUUCCUAAAGGAAGGGAUUUUUUCCUUUCAAAUAAACAGUUGAACCAUGUUAUUUUCAGAGUUAUGAAAGUGCCUGAAAGUGACAAAUGCCAGAGUUUUUAUACUGUUGGUGAUUUAAUUUUGUCACUCUCCUCUGCUGUUCUAUCUUCUGUGUCAUAACUGAAAUAAAGAAAAUAGAGUUUUUUCUUGACUA
Molecule: messenger RNA, 1676 nt
Organism: Aptenodytes forsteri (emperor penguin)
Lineage: Eukaryota; Metazoa; Chordata; Aves; Sphenisciformes; Spheniscidae
Gene: CAAP1
Product: caspase activity and apoptosis inhibitor 1
Exons: 5
Coding region: 268-915 (215 amino acids)
Source: RefSeq, a predicted model, not a curated record